Messenger RNA from Aaosphaeria arxii CBS 175.79, 780 nucleotides. RefSeq lists its product as uncharacterized. The record is from RefSeq and is a predicted model, not a curated record. Bases 1 to 780 code for a protein of 259 amino acids. NCBI's taxonomy places the organism in Eukaryota, Fungi, Ascomycota, Dothideomycetes, Pleosporales. The transcript has 4 exons.
AUGUUGCCUAUGACAAUCAUAUCUUCACUCAUCUUCUUCACUGCCAUCAGUGCUAGUGCCCUUGAACCUCGCGCGAAAGUGGAUGGCCCUUGUACUGGCAAAAGUGGCAUAGGUGGUGUCUGCAUCUCAACCUCCUCAUGCACCAAGGAUGGUGGCAGUUACAUCAGUAAUGCGUGUCCAGGUACACCUGAUGAUAUCAAAUGCUGCACAAAACCCAAUUGCCAGAGCGGUUCUCAGAGCGGAGACUGUCGCUUCACGGACAAGUGCACCGGAGGGAAGCCAAUCUUGUCAAAUCUCUGCCCUGGACCCAACGAUUUCAAAUGUUGCAUCACAAAUUCCAAUGGUCAAAAUCUAGGCCAACUAAUAUUGGCAAAAGCGAAAACGGCAGAAGGAACCCCCUAUCACUGGGGUGGCGGGAAUUGCAACGGCCCCACGGGUGGCGGAUACGACUGCUCGGGGCUUGUGUCGUGGGCCAUUUGCCAAGUAACUGGGCGAAACUUGUUUUCCGAAGGCUUGAGAGUCACUAGGAGCAUGUACUGUGCCAGCGAAAGCAAAUUGAAAUAUAAGAAGCUUAACUUCGCAGAUCGCCGAGCAGGCGAUGCAGUGUUCUUCGGCGGCAAAUGCGAUUGUGCCAACGAUCCUGAGGGCAUCCAUCACGUAGGCUUGAUGAUGAACAGUGGGUACGAUAUGUGGAAUGCAUUGAAGACAGGGACCAAAGUGAGGAAAGACAAUUUCCAGAACUGGAGUGAGAAACCAUGUCCGAAGGUGAUUCGUUUCUAG